GGAUUUAUUUUUGUUUCUGUGUACCUGUUAGCCAGUGAUAUUGUAGUACAGCAUCCUUUCUCAGAUGGUGUAGGGUCGGUACAGUGCCGGGUACAGUGUAUACUCCUGUUACAGGAGAGGUUGUUGGAGUUUAUGAAUUCCAGUGUAAAAAUAUCAGAAGUAGGGAGGACAGAUCACCUGGAAGUUGAAAUGAUUGACGGGGAUCCCGAAGGAGAUGAUGAUGCUGAUGAUCGAGGAAACCUAGUUCAGACUAGUCAGCAUUACUCUGAACUUCUUGAUAUGGAUUCUACCUUGAAGAUGUCAGAAAUAGGGACAACAGAUCACGUAGAAGUAGAGAUGAUCGAAGCUGAACCGGCUGACGAAGAUGACAAUGAAGAAGAAGAUGGGCAGCAGAAUGAAUAUACUGAUCUUCUAUCUAUGGAGCCCCUUAAUGCCGAGAUGUCAGAAAUUCUAGAGCAUAACGACUUUGCAAGAGAGUCUCCAAGUGUUUACUCAUCAGCCAUCUCAGAGGAAAGAGAAGUCUUGGGGCUGCCACAUACAAUUCCAACAAUUGAAGCAGUGGAUGUUAGUAUGGAGAACUAUUUGCAUAUGACAGUAGCAGAAGCAACAGGAGAAGAAACGGAAGAUGACGAGGAACCCAUUACAGAGCCCGUGGACAGGAAAAGUCAGGAUGAACUCAUAAAUCGUCUUAUGACAGAUGGAAUGUCCUUCUCAGAGGUGGCAGCUCUGUGGGGAGAAGAUGCUGAUGCAGACAGUGAUGUAGAGGACAUUCCACCAGCUCCCGAAGGCACUUUUGAGGUGAAAGAGGAUCAUGCAGCCGAGUUUGAAAAGGAGCUUAAUGAACAACAGCGAUACCAGUUGAAGCGUAAAGGCGGUAAAGAAAAACGGAGACGACGACGUUUGCCAGCCGCUUUGCAGGGCCUCAUGGGUGAAGCCAACCUGCGGUACGCCCGCUGCGAAUACGACGAAGCUAUAAAGAUGUGCAUGGAGGUUAUAAGACAGUUUUCACAUUCACCGGAGCCAUACCAGACCUUAGGAAUGAUAUAUGAAGAGAAGAAGAUGGUGAACAAGUCCUUGCAGUUUCUCCUCAUUGCGGCAUUUCUUAGCCCAAAUGCUGAGGAAUGGGAGAAGUUAGCCGACUUGUCUCUUCAUCAGGGAGAUAUCCAGCAAGCAGUGUUCUGUUGGGGCCGAGCUAUUAAAGCCAACCCACAGAAUCUGGACUACCACUGGGCUCGAUGUGACCUCCUUGAGCAGCUGGGAGAGAAACUGAAAGCUUUGAAGGGCUACUCACACAUGCUCAAGUACCUGAGAACUGAUCAGGGAAAGGAUGGUCUCAAGCUGGCCAAAGAGAUCGCAAAAAUUCAUUACGAGAACAAGGAUGUCCACCUAGCUCGAGAUGCAAUGGAAACGGCUUUCACAAAGUACCCGUCGUAUGUCACCCCCGAGGACGUCAACCUUAUGCUGGAAGUCUUGAUGCAUCAACAAGAAUAUCUCCGCUGUGUACAAAUUCUCGUUCUUCAUGGGGGCGUACGUCUGUUACAUAAGGAUAUCGAUGAAGAAGAAUUGCAAGAACGAGAGUUAGAAGACCAGCUAUCAGUCGCUACUGAAUGUUUUGUUCCUCUUGACCUGCCGAUUGAUCUCCGAACUAAGCUGACUGUCGCUCUUAUCCAUGUUAAGGCCUUUGAACUUGCUGACCCUCUAGUGGAGUUGCUGAUGAAUGAAUCUGAGGAAGAGUUUGGGGACUUGUACUUAGACAUAGCAGAAGCCUAUAUGAGCGCGGACAAUCACGAAGCAGCACUACCCCUGUUACGUCCACUGAUCGACUCAAACCAUUACAAUGUAGCUGCUGUGUGGCUCCAAUAUGGAGAGUGUUUGGCAGCUGUCGAUCAAAUGGAGGAUGCAGCUCAGGCAUAUUGUCAAGUUGUCAAAUUAGCACCACAGCAUGCUGAAGCCAGAUUGACUCUUUCAUCAAUUUUGCAAUCUCUUGGUCGCCUGGAUGAAGCUCUGCUCAUCCUCAACCAAGAGAGUGACUCUGAACCUCUUGACUCCCAGCUUCUGUAUCAGCGGUGCAAAAUUCUCCUAGACCAAAAUCUUGUUGAUGAUUUCAUCAAUGCUGCAAAACUGCUUUUCCGCAGACAUUUCAUUCAUAUCCGGAAUCGGGAUGAAGCAGAAGCCAUGCUUAGCAACAAGAAAUUAAGUAAUAAGUAUGAAGCUAUUCGGGAACUUCGUCGGUCAAAGAACGAGAAUCUUGAAGACAAUGGGCCAGCAUUUACUGGACCUGAUGUUCCGCUAGAAGAUCAGUGGGAUAUCUUUACCACAGUAUGCAACAUUCUUCAUGACAAGGGCAGAUUUGAAGAACUGGAAAGAAUGACCUUCAGUGCACUUGGGUCUAAAGAUUUCAUGAGGGAGAAGGAACGUGCCCGAGAAAUAGAUUUUAUGUGUCUACUGGCAUGCAUUUAUAACGAUAGUUCCUAUUUUGCAUAUAACAUCAUGCGAGAGUUAGUUAUAAAAAACCCAGACAACACGAGAUGCUGGAACUUGCUCAAUCUCAUCAUUUCUAAAGCUGACGACUUUCGACAUAAUCGGUUUUUGCUGCGUCUUACACACAAACACCCUGAUUUAGUUGCUUUAGGAUUAUUGAAUGGCCACAACUGUUUGGUUGCAGGGACAUACAAAUACUCCUUAGCAGAAUACACUCAAGCUUUUAAACAAGACCCCUUAAAUCCACUCAUUCCACUUAUGUUAGGUUUGACAUUCACGCACAUGGCUUGUCAGAAAUUCAGUGGUAAAAAGCAUUCCUUAGUUGUUCAGGCAUGUGCAUUCUUAAACACCUACGUAGAGAUGCGUGGAGAGUGUCAAGAGUCGAUGUAUAACUUGGGUCGAGCGUUUCAUCAGCUGAAUCUCCUGCCACAAGCAAUCCAUUACUAUAAGCUUGCUCUUGACUGCCCUACCGUGGAGGAACCACCUAAUGGGCCUAGGCUUGAUUUAUCUCGUGAGAUUGCCUUUAACUUGGCUCUCAUUUACCAAAAUAGUGGUUCGCCUAACUUAGCCAGGAUGUAUUUGUACAAAUAUAUUAGAGUUUAAAUUUAAUACAUAUUCAUUUAUAGGAGUGUUUAAAAGAUGCUUCUUUCAACAUGUCACACUGUAUAAACUUUAUAAAGAAAUAAUAAAUCUUUGUUAAAUAUGAAUAAUUUUGUUAGUCCACUGCCCAUCUUGCUGUACUGACAGAGAUGGUUUAUUAUGGUUUCUACCUGCACUUGAGUAUUUAAUUGUCCCCCAGCUCAAUAGGUUUCGGGCGAUGUGGAUAUGAUGCACACUGUUUGCAUACAGUUGAGUCAGGAAAUCUAACUAUUCUCUGA
Procambarus clarkii (red swamp crayfish) is the source of this 3359-nucleotide messenger RNA. Its product is annotated as general transcription factor 3C polypeptide 3. Gene Ontology annotation, cellular component: transcription factor TFIIIC complex. Gene Ontology annotation, molecular function: protein binding. The record is from RefSeq and is a predicted model, not a curated record. Gene Ontology annotation, biological process: transcription by RNA polymerase III. Lineage: Eukaryota; Metazoa; Arthropoda; Malacostraca; Decapoda; Cambaridae.